This is a messenger RNA of Platichthys flesus (European flounder), 4430 nucleotides long. RefSeq names its product Transmembrane protein 150A-like. The record is from RefSeq and is a predicted model, not a curated record. NCBI's taxonomy places the organism in Eukaryota, Metazoa, Chordata, Actinopteri, Pleuronectiformes, Pleuronectidae. The transcript is spliced from 8 exons. Bases 469 to 1278 code for a protein of 269 amino acids.
GUUAAACAGCUGGAUUCUCCGAGCGUCUCGUGGCGACGGUACAGCGGGAUGACCCGCAUGUGUGAGGGGAUCGAUCCUGUGCAGCUCCGGGAGAAAACAGUGGACUUCAACACAGAGCAGAACGGGGAGCUGGAGCGAAGAGUCUGAGCAACAGGAAUCCGGCGAGGAGCAGCUCUGAGGCGGCAGAGGUGUGGAGCACAGGUCGGCCUGCUUCAAUUCAUCCAGGGGAAAAAACUUGGCAGCUGACGGAGGCAGAAGGUGAAUGAUCCUGACCCAUCUCCGCUCAUUCAACCAGCCAAGGGGACACAUCUGUCCUACAUGUGUCCCAUCCGCCAUCCUCCGCCCUCAGGAACAUGAACCAAUGCAGGCGUCAGUCACACUCAUUUAAAUGUUAGAACCACUUGAGCAGAUAUCACUCGGCUGGCCGAAGAGGAAGAAGAAGAAAGGGACGGUUAAAGGUGCAGGAAGAUGUCUGUGUGGAUGAUACUGCCUGUGAGCCUCCCAGCUCUGACCAUCACUGGGAUAUGGGUUGUGUAUGCCAUGGCACUGUACAACCAGCACGUCUGCCCGGUGGAUAACUGGUUGUACAACCAGUCGUGUGAAGAGGAGCUUUACUUGCAGAGCGGUCCAACCUUGUGCUGCACGCUAGACAAUGUACCUCUCAUCAGUAAGUGUGGGACACUUCCACCCGAGAGCUGCUUCUUCAGCCUUAUCUGCAGCACCGGCUCAUUCAUGGUGAUGGUGAUCGUGCUGCUCCGAUAUGCUCACGUCAUUGAGAAGCACCAAAACUGUGUUCUCAACACGGCGGGUCUCUCCACAGGCUGGAUCUGUGCUGCUGGACUCAUCAUGGUGGGCAACUUCCAGGUGGAUAAUGCCAAAGUCCUCCACUAUGUCGGAGCGGGCGUUGCCUUCCCCACCAGUAUGCUGUUCGUGGGCCUGCAGUCGGCGCUGACCUACCGCCUGGCCAAGACGCAGGGGGAGUACAACGUGGCCCACCUCCGGCUCUGCAUGACCCUGCUGGCCUUCGUAGCCUUGGUGCUCAGUGGCGUGUUCUUCUGUCAGGAGAGCUUUGUCCUGCAGCACGCCUCAGCCAUCUUCGAAUGGCUGUUCUGCUCCAUCAUCAUGCUGUUCUACGGGACGUUCGCCUUCGAGUUUGCCAACUUGUCAGGGGACACCAUGGCGGUGCUGGUGAGAGGCGGGGCCCUGGGUGCUGCUGGGAGAGAACACAAGGUGGACGCACUGGGAGCCCACCAACCGGAAAACAUGUCCAUCCUGUAGCCUCAUCGACGCCUCCAGAUGUCACACAGAUGGCCUGUUCAUUCAUUUCAAACUCUUGGUUGUAGAAUGAGUUUAAUUAUUCAUUUCCAGCCGCGUUGUCUGGUGCGCUGAGGUGAACCAGGCCAGUGCAGCAGCCGCUCAUGGUAGAGUGGAUCCUACCCUGACGGCCCGUGGGGGUGCAGAUCUAUUGCCACGGUGGAGAGCUCCACUUGUAUUGAUGUGUCCUUAAAGAACUUGUUUGCAUUUUGCACAUUGCACAAGUGUGAAUCCAAAUUUUCAGUAUUUUAUCAAUCAUGAAAACGUGCUCUCCCUCCCCCGGCUGAGAUCCUGAAACCUGUCUCAAUGUGUGGCCUCGGAACAUUUCCUCUUCACCGCCGCGAUGCUAAAGGAGUGAAGGCUGCUGGACGGCCUGGCUGAUGGCGUUACAGUGGCGAGACGGAGUGAGAGAGAUGAUUGUGUAAUGGAGGAUACGGAUGGAGGUCACAUGAACAUAGUAAAUCCAGAGAGACAGUCCAACAGAGCCGUAUGUAGAUGUUUCAGUCCGUGGUCUGCAUUUUGCAGUCAUUUAAACCUGCAGUAAGCAAUAUGUUUGAUAUUAACAGAUCAAAUGAUUGUUAAAUCCAAGCAUCCUCCAGGAUAUCCAACCACCUGAGAAUUAACAUCCUGCUCCACAUAGAUUUUUGUGGCUUUUAUCCGACAGAAAGUUUGGAAAGCAGAAGACCUUUUUCUCUCGAGCUGAAUGAUUAUGAUGAAAAGGAAAGUGGAUAUCGCACUCGUAUUCUUCAGAUGCUGCUCUGUUUCUGCUGGAUGUAGAAGUAGCUAUAGAAGUUGACCAAAACAGCCAAAAAUCAACCCAUAACACAUUUAUAAUACACACGUCAAAGACCUCGUGUUUGAUCUUCAACUCCACAUCAAGCAAAGCGAACACUAUUUUCUAAGCAUCAGGGUCGGGAUGUUUUGGGUUGCGUGGCGUGUCAUCAUAUCACCUACAACAUGCAUACAAUAGAUCUGGUGCCUCAUUAAUGUAAACCUUUACGACUGAGUCUCAAUUCAGCACGUCAACCUGAAACCUCAAAUAGUUUUGAAUUCAACUCCCUCUCUGUAGAGUUUCUGCCAAAGAAUAGGAAAGGGAGAUGACACGGCGUCCAGAGGCUAAAUGCGUGCCAGCUAAUUCAAGCCAGAGCUCUGGCUUUAUUGAGUUUGGUGACGAGGCAUCAUACGUGGUUUCAGGUCUUGCGCUUGGAGGUCUGCAUGUAAUUACUCCCCCCCCCCCCCCCCCCAACCAGGAGGAGCAGACUGAGCUCUCACUGCCGAACAUUCUGACUUUCUCUCUGGAUCUCGGACAUCUCCAUAGUUGGAGUUUCUACAUUGGACCGACGAUUGAGUAAGAAGGAAGGAUUUGUAAUGAAACAAGCUCCAAGUGAGAUGAACUGUCCCGCUCACUGUACGUGCCAAAUAUCAGUCACCGGUGCUCAAACACAAAAGGCCUUAUCCUGUCACGUGUCCCAGAGUUCAGCUGUGAUGAUGAAGAGUGAAAGCAAUAAGACGGAGACGUGGGGUCAGUUUGUGGAGGAGUAAGAGACAGGAGGUUGAAUGAACGCCUGAGAGUGCCAGGAACUCAGAAGCAGAUAUUUAUCACAACAAGGAAAAUCCUUUUGAUAUCUGUAGUUUGGACUCAUGGUUUAGUAUCUUCACAUGUUGACUGCAUUCACUGACUUUCUAUAAAAGUGUUAUGUUUAUAUUUUGAAUUCUGUGUAACUUUAAACCAGUUUCCUAUUUCGGGUGAAAAACCAGAGCGAGCUGCUCAACAGUGACAGGCUUGUUAGUUUGCUCUUUAAAAAUACCGCUUCCUCUCACCACAACCAGCCACAUGUUGUGCAGAGGUUUUUGUCAGUGCCAGUAUUAUUUGAGUGCAAGUGCUCAACAGAAGCUUUCUUCAAAUGCAGUUUCUCAAUCUGUUACAGAGGGACUGAAAUAUAGUAAAUCACUCUGGGACUGAAUGUAUGAAACGUGCUGAGCUGGAGGAGCUUGUGCUCACUGCUCCCGUGGAAUAAGCUGAGGAUGAGGUCAGAACCCCAGUAGCUGAUCACCUGCUUCUCUCUGCUGGUCAAAGUGCUCAUUGCACAUGAGCUUGUGUUGGGGAUCACAGCUGUAAAGUCGUAUUUCAGCUUGUUUUCUACUUGAAAAAAGUUUGUGUCCACAGACGAGGGUGUUCGGUUGGUCAAAUCUGCUUCUGACCUCGUGUCCACACACUACUUCUACAAUAUGCAUUCUUCUAAAUAAAUCACAUGUUCAUAUUCAGUGCUCUUUUAAACGUUAAUAAGCCAACUGAUGGUGCUGCUGUUUCAAAAAAAACAUGUUAUCAUUAUGCAUACACUAAAAGCUACUUUACGGUUUGUGCAUGCUCUGUUCCAUUUAAAUAUUUUGCGUCAUCUCCUCGGCCUCCUCGUCGUUUCAUACCUGUCCUUUCAUUUCCUCCCCUCGUUUUCUGAUCUGUCUGAUCUUUGCACUCAGGAAAAUGUUACGACACCAGCUGCAUUGUUUGAUUCAAAGCAGAACCGACUGUUUGCUUCUGCCUCCCGCUGCCUUUUUGUUUUAAUGGAAACUGUUUCAUGUUGAAGAGGACUCGUUGUGUAUAUUUUUGCUUUUGUGUAGCGUAAGCGCAACUGCUUUUUUUUUUUUUUUUUUUUUUUUUUAUUUUUAACUGCUGCAGGAUUGAUGGUUGACUGGUAUGUAAUUGAUUUAUUUUUGUUAAUCAAAUACUCAGUAAAGCUUCAGAGGAGAAUCAACAUUCCUGAACAGUUAGCUUGUGAGGAGGUUUAUGCUGCUUCAUGCAGACGUGGUUAAAUAUCUGCAAAGAUAAACUAGCUUACUCUUGUGUUCAGUACAUGAUGUGUGAGAGCAUUCAAAGAAACUAACUAGCAUCGGUAAACCUGACAGAAACUCAAUACCCAGUUUCCUCAGUUAAACUGCAAAAUAUUCCCUAUGUGCCUUAUGUAUUAUUUUGAUAAUGAAACCAAAGAGGUUUAGGAUAUAUAAUUCUAUUUUGAUGAAAAGUCAUAUGAUUGUAUGUGUGAGUAUAAUAUCUAUAUAUGUAUAGAUAUAGAUGUAUGCCUUAAUGUUAGAAAAAAUAAAAAAUACAGCUAACAGCA